Messenger RNA from Didymella exigua CBS 183.55, 588 nucleotides. Its product is annotated as prefoldin subunit 3. Gene Ontology annotation, cellular component: prefoldin complex; cytoplasm. Gene Ontology annotation, molecular function: tubulin binding. The transcript is spliced from 4 exons. The record is from RefSeq and is a predicted model, not a curated record. NCBI's taxonomy places the organism in Eukaryota, Fungi, Ascomycota, Dothideomycetes, Pleosporales, Didymellaceae. Gene Ontology annotation, biological process: microtubule-based process; tubulin complex assembly; protein folding. Bases 1 to 588 code for a protein of 195 amino acids.
AUGCCAGACGUCGUCAAGUUGGCGCAGGAAGCGGAGACGAACCCGCGGGGCAUCCCCAAAGCUCCCUUCGUCGACCGUGUUGAAGACUAUGUUACCGACCGUUCAGAGGUGGAAAGCACCAUUAACAGCUUCAAGGAGAUGAUCUCGAAGUACCAGUUCAUGCAGGCAAACACACAACGGCGAGCAGUAGGGCUACAAGACAAGAUCCCAGACAUACAGAAGACACUCGAGACAGUCAAGUUCCUGAAGACACGAGGGGAGGACGCAGACCCCAUCGAGACAACGUUCGAGCUGAACGACACACUAUUUGCGAAGGCGGAGGUGCCACCGACAGACGAGGUAUACUUGUGGCUGGGUGCGAACGUCAUGCUGGCGUACCCCAUUCCCGAGGCUAUGGAGCUGCUCUCGUCGAAGCUGUCAACGGCAAAGGCGAGUCUGGCGACUUGUGAGGAGGACCUGGACUUCUUGAGGGAGCAGAUCACGACACUGGAGGUUGCAUUUGCACGAGUCUACAACUGGGAUGUCGCGCAGAGGAGGAAAGACCGCGAGGCUGGCGAGACAGAAGACAAGGGCAAGGGAAAGAAGUGA